Ficedula albicollis (Collared flycatcher) is the source of this 3643-nucleotide messenger RNA. It is a transcript of the gene BLOC1S2, whose product is annotated as biogenesis of lysosomal organelles complex 1 subunit 2. The coding region runs from base 75 to 374 and encodes 99 amino acids. NCBI's taxonomy places the organism in Eukaryota, Metazoa, Chordata, Aves, Passeriformes, Muscicapidae. Gene Ontology annotation, cellular component: gamma-tubulin complex; BLOC-1 complex; BORC complex. Gene Ontology annotation, biological process: lysosome localization; endosomal transport. The record is from RefSeq and is a predicted model, not a curated record. Gene Ontology annotation, molecular function: gamma-tubulin binding. The transcript has 5 exons.
AGGAUCCUGCUGUUGAAACAGCAGAGGAAGCUAAGGAGCCAGCGGAGGCAGACAUCAAUGAACUCUGCAAAGACAUGUUCAGCAAAAUGGCCACUUACUUGACAGGUGAAUUGACAGCCACCAGUGAAGACUACAAACUCUUGGAAAACAUGAAUAAGCUGACGAGCUUGAAGUACUUAGAAAUGAAAGAUAUUGCUAUAAACAUCAGUAGAAAUCUGAAGGAUUUAAACCAAAAAUAUGCUGAUCUUCAGCCAUAUCUGGAACAGAUAAACCUAAUUGAGGAACAGGUUGCAGCUCUGGAGCAGGCAGCUUAUAAAUUGGAUGCAUAUUCCAAAAAACUUGAAGCCAAGUACAAAAAACUGGAGAAACGAUGAAAGUACAACAGUCUAUAAGCUGUAGUUGGGCAGUGAAUCAGACUAAUCUCUGGUUUUGCACAACAGCAACUCUGGAUGUUGACAAGGAUUUGGUUACAGCUAUCAUGGAGACUGGGAACUUUUUCCAGCUAUUGAAUACAGUAGGCUGUAUUCAGGCUUAAGGCUGAAUAAUAUUUUCCUCUUCUCAAGGGGUACUGUUCCCUCAGUUCUGCAAUGAAAUGUAGAAGCUUGUCCUUAAAUCAUGUCGAUAUUGGCUAUAUGUGUGUUAGUCCUGUUUUCCACAUGGAAUACUCACUCUAGGGUAAGUCUUCCAUAAUCUCUAAAGACAUUCUCCCUUAGUAGCAGUGGGACCUAAACUUCAAUUUUUCCUUCAUUGAGCUCUGUUUUGGGAAUAUACCUGGAACUUUGGACUUAAUGGAUGGGAUAUUGAAAAGCACUUCAUUUUGGUAUCCCCUUUUAUCUGUUUGAAAUAGAGAGACUAGUAACAAAUUUACAAUAAACUUGCUGCAUUAUUUCUCUGGAAUCUCAGAUUCUGUUGGAAAGAUUGCACAAGCUGUUUUAUUUUUUCAAAGAGAUCUCUUAAUAAAGACAAACUUCUUCAAGCUACUAGGGCUGAUAGAAGAGAACGUGUUUUAAACUCUUCAUCAAGUAUUCCUGCAGUUACAUUCUUUGACUGUCUGGACCUCUGGUAAAGUUUCAAGACAUAUUAGUUAACUUAGCAGACCCUUUCUCUACUUUACCAGUGAAUUUUGAUCCUACUAGUUUUUGUAGUGGCAUGCCUAGUUCAAAAAUCUGCUUCUGUACUAGGUUAACAAUGUUCCAAACUGCCACUUUGGCAGAGCCCUUUGUACUGAGCGGGUAUUCCUCCUGCUCCAGGGGUAUUUUUUCAUGUUCCUGUUCAUCUUAACUAAUUUAAGCUGGCUUUUGAAUGAGUUGCUGUUGAAGACAGUAUAAGUACUGAUAUGCAGGAAAGAAGUGGUUCAAACUUCAAGUGUUUAAAAGAAUGUCUAGUCAGGUGCCAGUGUGAUAAAGAUCAUGAUGCUGUCAGGCUGUGUACAACCACUAAUUAGUCAGAAUGGACACUUUUCCCUCAUGCUCUUUAGAAAGAGUGAAGUAGAUGACUUUUGAGAGCCUUCACCAUCACUUUGAAAAUCCCGGGUUUGAAAUAGAAGUAGCUUUUCUGUGCUUACGGUGUUACCUGGCAGGACUACAGGGGGACGCAGGGAGGCGCUGUGAGCAGUGAAAACACAGAUCCGCAGGAAAGGCCCAGUAGGGACCAUGCCCCGUUCCUGUUGAAACAGUUGCUUUUCUGUGAAUACAAAAUACAGUGCCGUUUUAAAACUACAAGGAUGGAAACCACCAGGGACUCUGAAGAUGGAAAUCCUUCUAGCCAUGCACUGUCACCAAGUUCUUAGUGUUUUCAGGUAAGAAAGGUAAGAAAUAUUGAGUUCCUUCACAAACUCGAGUAUUCCACCUUCAGGAAGCAAAAAUGAGAGAAGAGGCUUGUCCCACUACUGACUUUCUGAGAGGAAAUUUUAGAGACGGACUUCCUGGCUGGCUGGAGAAAAGUGUCAGUCCAGUUAGGCUGACAGCUACGUUUGCAGUUGGGUCUCUGAGUAACUGUUACCCUCCCUGCCUGAGGGACCUCUGUGUCACUGGUAGAAUCCAAAUCAUGUCAAGAAUGGCAGGUCCUUGGAGAGUAGCACAGAAGAGACAUAGGUGUGUGUGAACAGCAUUGUGCUGUGGAAAUGUAUAGUCACUCCAGAAGCAAAACCAUGACUUGGUUACUGCUCAGAUGUUUCACCUGGAGAAUUCCAGAGGAGAUACAGAAGGAGAUUAAAUCUCACAGUUCUCCUUUGCAGCAUUUUCUGGUGGAAACUAGACUAGAAAAGAACGUGUUCUUAAAGGGAGGAACAGGAGGAAAACAGAAAAGGGAGGGCUGAUGGAUGGGAAUCCAGGGGCAUGAUCUGCAAACCACUUUGGAGCUGAAGUAGUUCUUGAUGGCUUGGACUGAACUGCAAACCAGGGGAUGAACAUCACCCUAGCAAAUACAACUCUUUUAGCAGAAGCAGAAGAGUUCAGUUCCAGAGAGAAUUCUUUUUUUCCAGCAUCUUAAAAUAAUUCUGCACAGCCACUCUAAGAGGUUAUUCUGAAGACAUUCAAGUUUCAGAGCAGUACUUUGUGGAGCUAUCCAGUCUUCAGAAUCAGGGCACAUGGCUUUAGCCCUCCUCUAAUCCCAAAGCCCACUUCAUACCAUGGUGGAGUGUCCAGGUGCUAAAGCUGUUUUGCUGAUCUGCCUUGGCUGCCUCCUUGAUUUUUCAGCAUGGAGGAAGAUAACUGGAACAAGAAAGCUGCUCCCUCGUUUGUUUUUGCUAUUUUAGUCGUGGCACAGCUAGAUGAAGUACAAUGCUUUCUUCUUUUUAUCUGGUAAGAAGACUUAUUUCUUUUUGCCUUUGCAAUGCCAUGCUAGUAACAUGUAGUAUAUCUAGUUUAUUAAUCUUGGAAAGGAAGCAAGUUCUGUCUGUUUCACAUAAACAGUUAAUGGCAUUGUGGUAAUUCUACAGUUCUGUCUUUUCCCACAUAGUACAGAUUCAGCUCUCUGCCUUCACUGUAAUCACUAUAUAUUAUAUAUUGAUGAGAAUGUGAUUAAGACAGGAAAUACCAGCCAUUGAUCUGUACAUAUAUGCUUAGCAAGUCAUAUAAAUUCUAUUUGUGAUUUUUUCCGGAUUGUAACAUUGCUGUAGUGAUCUUUCUGUACUUCAUAAAAUAUUGGGGAGAUGCAAGCUGGCAUUCUUCCAGGAAAAGGCACUGGGGGGGAUCCUGGUAUUACUUAAUUUGUCCUUUUUUCACGCCAAUGAACAGCUCUGUAACCACAGUUGGGUUUCUGCUAGAUCCCAUGGGGUCAGUGCAGCUUUAUCCCAUAUUGGGAAUGGACAUUUAUAGGUCAUUCGCCAGCUCAUUCUUCAAGCCAUACUACAGUUCAUAUGAGUGAGUGAAAUGAAGCAGUCAGAUGUGUACAGCACUUGAAAGAGAUUUUGGAUUAUAAGCUUUGUGGACACUGGUUUUUCACUAAAAGAUGUUCUGGGAUAUCAGAAACAAUUCAGUAUACUACUUCUUUAUUUUGCAGUGUAAAUUGUAAUUUCACAUACCCCCAUUGCAAUCACACAGGAUGACCCAUCUGCCUGGUCAUUGAUAAACUGUCCCCACCACAGUAGACAGUACUGUGGCAAGAAUACAAUAGAUGAUCAUUAUCUAACACAAAAAAAACC